Molecule: messenger RNA, 3877 nt
Organism: Salarias fasciatus (jewelled blenny)
Lineage: Eukaryota; Metazoa; Chordata; Actinopteri; Blenniiformes; Blenniidae
Gene: vegfaa
Product: vascular endothelial growth factor Aa
Biological process (GO): positive regulation of angiogenesis; positive regulation of mast cell chemotaxis; induction of positive chemotaxis
Cellular component (GO): membrane
Molecular function (GO): heparin binding; growth factor activity; vascular endothelial growth factor receptor binding
Source: RefSeq, a predicted model, not a curated record
AGAGGGGCAGAGCAGGAACCCGCAGCAGCAGCAGCAGCACGAGCAGGAGAACACAGCGCAGGAGCCCGCACAGCCCGCACAGCCCGCACAGCGCGGUAGACCACAGGAGACGGACUGAGGAGAGUUCCAGCCCGGGCUGCGCCUCCUCCUCCGGCCACUGAAGAAAGGACACCGGUGCGUAAAGUUGCCGAGCCGAGCCGAGCCGAGCCGAGCGGCCGCCUGUCCUCCCUCCCCUCCCGGCCGCUCCAGCCUUCAUUCCCCCCUCAGAGGAACAGCUUUGCUCGGUUUGCUGGUUUCCAGCGUGGAUUUUUUUUUUGCUUCUCCCCCUGACUAACGAAGCCAUCCCGGAGCCUUUGUCUGCGGACGGUUGAUCCGCAGCGCGCGCCGCUGCCGCACACUGGAGGUCUCCCACAUGGAUCUGCUCUGACAACGCGUUUACCGCCACAUAUUCAAAUAAAUCCUAUUUAUUCAGACCCUUACUCACCCGCUUUCCCCUCCGUGCGCGUGCGGCUGUGUCCACAUUGUGUGAAUUGUAUUAUCUCAUAACAUUUUUUUGGACUCUUUUCACGACCGCUGAGAUUUUUUCGACUCAUCUUGCGGGAAUACAACCAUGAACUUUGUUGUCACUUUGGUACAAAUCCUUUUCGCAGCAGUUCUUCAUCUGUCCACUGUAAAGACUGCCAGCCUCAACAAGGGAGUGGAUAAGAGUAGAAAUGAGGUCCUUCAUGAUUUGGAGGUCAUCACCAAGAGCAUGUGCCAGCCCCGGGAGGUGCUGGUGGACAUCCAGGAGUACCCGGAGGACACGGAGCACACCUACAUCCCGUCCUGCGUGGUCCUCAAACGCUGCGGGGGCUGCUGCAACGACGAGGCCCUGGAGUGCGUACCGACGGAGACCCGCAACGUCACGCUACAGGUGAUGCGCUUGAGAGCCAUGGUAAGCAAACAUAGCUCACUAAGCUUCACAGAGCAUCAGAAAUGUGUCUGUAGAGAAAAGCCAGAAGUGGAAGCAAAGAAAGAAUACCACUGUGCGCCUUGCUGGAGAAGGAAGCGCUUGUUUGUGCAGGAUCCUUUCACCUGUCAAUGUUCCUGCAAAUUCACACAGUUAGACUGCAAGUCCAGGCAGCUUGAGUUAAACGAAAGAACUUGCAGAUGUGAGAAACCGAGGAGAUGAGACCAGCAACACUGUUAUGAAGGAAUUCUUUUCUUGGCACAGCACUUUUUCAAACGUGAGGAUGCAUUCCCUGCAAGGACACGAAGCGACAACGGAAGACGGGACAUUCUGAAUGCAGACCUCCACACGGUCCGUUUUCUGUCUAAAGAUAUUAAUAUAUGUGUAUUUACUAUACCACUCCGACAAUGUUUAUCGCUGCUACGUUAAAGAAAGAAAACUAAAUAUUUAAAGUGACGGAGACGCGCCGGCGACGUGUGAACAGGAAGCCCUUCAGCACCCGAGCUGGGAAAGAAGAUUUAUUUUAUGUAACACUUCACUGGAUGCUCAUCUGCUGUGGAUAUCUCAAGAGAUUUCUUCGCGACGACAAAACCGGCCACUUGGUGGCGCGGUGCAGCGGAAGCCAGAUGGCGCUCCGGCGUCUGAGGAACUUUCAAUGGCGGGUCCAGGAACUCUCUCCCCUGACGACAUGAUGUGAAGUUGGUCUCCACUGCACGGGGAAGCACGGGUUCUCCUCGCCGGGCCGACGGUUGGACCCGGAGCGGCCGCGGUCACGCGUCGUGGCGAUGAUAAUGUGAAGACGACUUUCCUCCCGAGCGAUGUCUCUCUUUUUUGUGCACAGAGUUUAUUAUUUACAUUUGGACGUGUGUUCCUGUCACACAACACAUCGAAACAAGGCUGUCUAAAGGGAUACUGUUGUAGGUAUAUACAGAGAAUCGAAGUAACUCGACAGGCUGAUCAGACGAGAUCGGCUCCACAGAAAUCCACCACCUUCCUUUUCUUUGACGGCGUUCCAAAAGAAGCAGCAGAGCCAUUCUGUCAAACGCGAUCUGUAUAUACUGCCAGGUAUCUCUUUGUAUAUGACACUACAUCUAAUUUAUAGAAUGUGUUCAGUAUUUUGUAAGAGGAUAUUUAUUUGCAGUGUUAAACUUAUUUCAUGUUUGUACUCAGCUGUUUUUGAUUUGCCCACACAUGGAGGGGUUUUGUUGUGGGGAGGGGGGGGGACUCUGACAUUCCACGUAAACUGAAGCUGUGUUUCUCAGCAGCUGGAGGGAAACAUAGCCGGGCCCGUUGGCCGAUAGAAACCCCGGGCACCGACAUGUGCAUGGGUGAUGUGCCAGCACAGGUGUUGUUCGUUCGGCGCUGGGAAAGCGGACAUGUGAUCUGGCGCCGUGCCAGAAGGCCCGUCGUGUGGAGGAGUCGCGCAGUCACUCGGUCAGUUCGGACCUAAUCUGAAGGAGAGCGUCGGCUCAGAGCGAGGCCUCUAGUUUGAGGGCAGCAGCCCGUCCGGUUCAGAUAAAUCAUCUUUUAUGUUAAACUGUUACCAUGCGAGUCGCCCUGCUUCACCGACGAGACGGACGACUGCAGGGAAAGUCCUGAGAAGUUUUACAAAUAGCACAGAGUGAGUCAUUCCAUCCCACUAACCAUUUAUCAGUGGACCCUCUAUCUUGUGUGCAAAAGUCGAAGCUUGUCAUGUCCCCUCUGUUUUCUGAUACAAGGGGGCGUGCAUUUAAAAGUGGGUGUGGCUUCGGGAAAACAAGCAACGCUCAAAAACACCAAAGUUACAUAAGAAGUUUACCCUUGACCCCUUCAUGCCAGAUGCUUUAGAACUUCAUGGGUUGUUUCAAGCUUUUAGACAGCUUCAACCGAACAUAACAGAGUAAGAAGAGAGGACAUAAACUUCCUUUCCUGCUCCCGACUCUGUAAUUUAACAUUAUUUAUGUAAAAUAUGAAGCUAAUUUGCCAUUUGUGAGAUUUUUCUUGUGGAAUGACCUAAAUGAAGAUAAAAUCAGGACUAUUUGAUAUUGAAAAUGUGGGUCAGAUUCUGCGUUGCGGCGCUCUGCUGUGUUAGCGCUGGUUCUGUUAGACGUGGAUUUCACCAGAGCAGAGUACAGAGAGAGAGGAAACAGUCCGGCACGCUCCCCGCUUCAGCAGCGUCUGCAGAAACCAGACUCAUUCUGAAGAGAUCAAUUAUUAACUUGUCAGUCCAGCGCUGUUGAUGGAAUGAGCGGCUUGUUGUCCACCAACCAAAGCAAUAAAUCAAAUCCACACACUGUCCCCUAAGUGUGUGUGUGUGUGUGUGUGUGUGUGUGUGUGGUGUGUGUGUGUGUGGUGUGUGUGUGUGUGUGUGUGUGUGUGUGUGUGUGUGUGUGUGUGUGAACCCCGUGAGCAAACAGGAGCUGCGACGGGAACCAGUGCAGACUGGAGUGGGAUAUUAAUCCCACGCCGACCUGCCACAGCUGUUCUGACCUGAGCGCUCAUCGUCACAGUGGGAGGUUCACGCCGACGCGCGGCGCCCGGUUCGAGUCCGGACCAGGCUCUGUCACCAAGAUGCAGGCUCACAUCCUCCUCUCUAUUUAUUCACCUGUUCUGCUGAGUCACAGCUCGUUUCUACGUUACCACUGGUGUGUGUGUGUGUGUGUGUGUGUGUGUGUGUGUGUGUGUGUGUAAGUGUAGCUCUCAGACUAGAGGCCCCUCAGGGUGUGUGUUUUCCCCCUCGGAGACCGGCUGCUGGCUCAGUGCCCUCGCUCAGCGCCGUUCCACUUCUUCUGUUUGUAUUUAAAUGACUUUUUUUUUUUGACUACAGCCACACAUUUUAGUAUAUUUCACAUUAAUAUAUUUAUUGCUGUAAAAUGUUUACAUGUUAAUAGUUGUUUUUAGUGAACUAUUAAAACAUAUUUAUUUUGAAAAUACAAUGUUUUUAUUAAA